Messenger RNA from Clonostachys solani, 2826 nucleotides. Lineage: Eukaryota; Fungi; Ascomycota; Sordariomycetes; Hypocreales; Bionectriaceae. The record is from the annotation of a GenBank genome assembly.
AUGGAUCUCUUCUUUGUACACCCUGCCCACUUCGAUUAUCCCAUCGCCCAAGACGAUUUCUCGAGCCCCGCGAGCUCAGAGGCCAAUUAUGAGAUGGAGAUCGACCUAACUUCUCAUGAAUGCCCUGCCCCCCCAGAAGGCGCUGCGGCUGAAGACCCAACUGAUGCUCCGAACGACCUGUCCGAUCCUGCGACUUGGGAAAUACCAUGGCCUACCGCAAGGAUCCCCGUUGAGAUCUUCGAGCUCAUUACUUCGUUUCUUUCCCGAGCUGAGAUUAGAUCUCUUCGCAGGGUGAAUAAGGAGUUCGAAAUCAAGGUGUCUGCUAGGUACUUCAAGAACGUUGUCGUCCCAUUUCGACCCGAGUUAUACGGCGAUUUUGAUAGAGAGUCGUCCGAGCCCCGACUGCACCCAUCCUCGGCCCUCUUCUCCACUGGCUCACGUAUAUUCGAGUCCUUUGGCCCUCAUAUCCUACGCUUCGCCCUCUCUCUUGAGUUGGACGAGGAUGACCUUGCAAACCCUCCGAUUAAGCCAGCCCAAGAGGCUGUGACCUCAUUCUGGGGAAUAUAUCGAUGGCCACCUCAGAGUUACACCAGGUACUCUGACCUCCAGGGAAUUGAACAGACGGCAGAUGAAACGCAGAAAAUGAAGGAUGCCCUGAAAUGCUUGACCAAAGUUACCAACAUGGGCCUGUCUUGUGAUCCUGGUCUUGGUUUUCUCACAAGGCCAGAUGCCUGUGUGCGCCGCGCAUCAGCCCGUCGACCUGUCUUUGCUACGAGGAAUUGGCGCCGAGAGUAUCGUCCCGACCAGGUGGAAGAAGAAGAUGACGAUCAAUGUGUCACAAUUGCCAACUUGAAUGGACCUGGACCCCAGAAGUCACAAGGUUCUACGUCUGACCAUUUCUCCCUUCAGCGACAAGUUCUUGAGAAGAUGGUCGUUGAUGCAGGCUAUGAAGGCGCAGCGAUCAAUGAGGCUAUCGGUCUGCUCCUUGAGACAGAAAACACCAGCUUGCCUUCCAUCGAUUUUGAUGAAAGAGCCGCCUUGAAUCUACCUGCUCUUAGCAGCUCUGAUGUCCACGAGCAACAGGUGCUGGCCCUUUUAGCAAUAGACGGAACCACAGAGACGUUCGACCGGCCCGACUCUCGCAGGUUCCCUCUUGUCCCUGCGUUCCUCACCCGGGCUCAGAAGGAGCUUCUUCUCGAGUUGGAGUGGGCUCACCGAGCCAUGAUUCAAUCCUACGUGAUUGCCAUGGUCGACAAUGCAGCCAUCGGUUGCUACUCGCAACUCACCACGUUGUCCAUUGCCAAAAUACCCAGUUGUCAUGUUCAUAUAUUCUAUCGGGAAUCCUUCUGGGAGAGCCUUCCCAAUCUUUCCAAUGUGUCGUUGGGUGUCAUUGCAGACUGGAGAAAAAUUACAAAGCCCACUCCGGGGUGCAUCGAGGACAACGAAGUAUCGCCAGUGACCGCUGUCGGUUUGGUUUUCAAGCUUCUCCACGACUACAUCGGCAAGCAGUCUAGAAUCGAAAGCUUGCAUUUCGAGUGGAUAUGCGGUGGUGAAUUCGCUCCAAGCUCGUACCAACGCAAUCAAUAUAUUCUUCCGGCACCAUUCUUCAACGACCCAAAGGAUAUGGCUUCAGUCAAUUUGGACAUUUUUCAAGAUGAGAAACUCUUGAGUUUGCCUUAUCUUAAACAUCUCUCUCUCAAGAACUGCUGGGCAUCUCCGCACGUUCUGAUCGAGACUGUUCGACAGAUGGGACUUGCGUCUUUGGAAAAGCUAGAGCUGGAGUCGGUCUCCCUUUCGGGCCAGCCUACCAGGAAUCCUCAAUUUCCUUUGGGUUUGCACAACGGCCAAGCUGGUGGACAUUUCAAUCAGAUGAUGAUGAUGCACAACGGCUUUGUCGGCUUCGCCCAACAUGCCCAUAUACUCGCUGGUCCACCAGCUCCAAUUCCACCAGCUCCUGCCUUCAACCCAAAUCAUAUCUUCAACCCACAAAUUGGCAUCGUCGGACAACCUCCCUUCCCCGGACAACCUCUCUUCCACGCACACCCUGUCUUCAACAACGGACAACCUCUCUUCAACAACGGACAGCCUGCCCUCAAUAUGCAUGGAGCAGUCGGACCAGAUCUACCCACGCGUCCUGAGACACUGGUCUUUCCAGAACUGUUGACGUGGGCAGGAUUUAUCGAGCAUUUUACUCCUGGCGACUCCAUUCGCCGUGUUAUCGAAGAUGGCGUUGAUUGGGAAGACAGCCGAUGGCCACAUCUUCUCGAACUGGCCUCAGAUGUUAUUCCUAAAUGCAAUCGUCUUUUCGCGGAGGAAAGGCGAUACAAAAUCAAAUGCCUAUCUUUCAAGUCUUGUGGCUAUGUCUGCGUCGACGCCUCUAGCCUCAAUACUCGUGCUCUCUUGCCUCCUGGAGCUCAUGGCGUCGUCCCUCCAAGCCACAAUCCGAGCACACCUCAGCGUAUCAUGCAGCGUUGCAAAGAUAGGGAGCUUGGCCAAAUAUUGCCCUACAUUGGGCCACAGGAAACCUUCAACCUCACCCACGGUUUCGGUAUGGCCAUGGGUUGGGAUCGUGCCUAUAGCCAAAAAACGAUUCAUGAUGCCACGGCUGAUGGCGUGGACUUUCCUGGCUCUGGGCGCUUUUCCGGAAUGGUUGACACAUCCCCUGUGCCUCGCCCAUGGAAUGAAUUCAUACCACCCGAACGUAACAAUAUAACAGUCAGCCUCCCCCCUGCCAGCACGUUGGAUAACAGCCUCGAGGGCUCUGGGGACGAGCUUGAGUCUACCUUGGCGUGGCACACUCCACAAACACAUAUGGAUGGAGAUUGA